AUGGCUCAGAGACCACCCACUCUCACAGACCUAAUCAACUCCCUAACAACCCACUCCCUCCCCACCCCCACAACCGCCUUCCUCCAACCCAUCCUCACCCCUCCCUCCUCAAGCACCUCCUUCCGGCAACCACCCCCCCUCGCAGCCCUAACCGCAACAGCCAAACACCGCCUGCUCUCCGCCUCGAUCCUCCCCUCCCCGACCAACCCCUCAAUUCUCAUCCCAUCAACCCCCAGCCUACCAACAAACAUAUCCGAUGUCCGCAUUAAAGAGUGCGCCGUACCGCACGAUGUGUUCCUCCAAGUUGUCGAUAUACAGGAUCUAGGUAGGAGCAAGUGGGAGCAGAUUGAGGGUUUGGAGGCAGAGAGAAAAGGGGAGACUACGAAGGGGAGGGAAGUCAUACGCGUUAUUCCCGCUACGGGGGAGGAGAACGAUCCUUCUUCGGCGGCUACACAGUUCCCUACCCAGGGCAAUACACAGAACCAGACGAGCGACAAGUCCUCCAGAGGACCCUUCAAGCUCCUCCUUUCGGAUUUUAAAGGUACGACGAUUUGGGGGUUUGAAUUACGGAAGGUGGAGAAGAUAGGACUGCCGCCGCUGAUGGGGAUUGGGUGUAAGGUAUUGGUGAGGAGGGGAGCGAAGGUUGCGAGGGGAGUGGUGCUGCUUGAGCCGGGGACGGUGGUGGUUUUGGGUGGGAAAGUGGAUGCUGAGGAUAAGGCUUGGAGGGCUGGGAGGGAGGAGAGGUUGAGGAGGGAGGUGAAAGAGGAGGCGGAAAGGGCGAGGGAGGGAGGCGAGGAGUGAGGAUAUACUUAGGCACUUAGUGUAGGAACCUGGGAAGGAAGAGAAAUCUGUGGAUGUAUCUUUGGAGGGGAGGAGUUCAAGAGCUGUUCUAUGAUACCCAUUUGCAAUCGAAAAGUCGAAUUUGGCACUUGAUUUAAGUUACCUGAAAAAAUUACACAUGUUAGACACUUCAGAGUACAUAUCUUCAAGUAAACAGACACCGAAGUCUAUGGCAGACCAAGGACGAUGAAACUGGCAGA
Messenger RNA from Cadophora gregata, 1040 nucleotides. RefSeq lists its product as uncharacterized. NCBI's taxonomy places the organism in Eukaryota, Fungi, Ascomycota, Leotiomycetes, Helotiales, Ploettnerulaceae. The record is from RefSeq and is a predicted model, not a curated record. Gene Ontology annotation, cellular component: RecQ family helicase-topoisomerase III complex; nuclear body. Gene Ontology annotation, biological process: resolution of meiotic recombination intermediates; double-strand break repair via homologous recombination. The coding region runs from base 1 to 801 and encodes 266 amino acids. The transcript has a single exon.